AUGGCUUCCAAGGCUUCCAAAGCGCCGUAUGUGCCAAUUCCAAAGGGCGAAGCGCUGACCAUUGUGCUCGGUGCAUACGUCCCCGCCCUUCUUCUCUGCCUCUAUGGCCGCCUUCCAGAAUCCGUCGCGAGCUUCUAUGCCGCGCAUCCACUGGAGCUUAUUGCGGGCACUUUCUGUCUACCCAUGCUGGGCAUAAUGUACUUGCAUCCCCGCUCGCCCCUGCGAUUGGCCAUCAUUCCGAUCGUUGCCCUGGGCUACUUCGCGUACCGCACCGCGGUGCCUCGCUUCAUCGAGAACAGGUCACGAGCCAGUUUCCCGGAAGGCCCAUUCUAUCUUCUGUUUCUCACGGCGAUCGAUGCGCUGGUACUGCGCCGCAUCUACCUCGGCCAGGAUGGCAAGGAAAAGUCCGAGCGUCUCGUAAGUCGGGGAGACAGCAAGACCAAAGCCAAUGCGCAAGACACGAGCGGGAUCCUGUCUUGGAGAGCAAUUGGAUGGGCGCAUAAAGUUGUGUUCAGUUACCGUGCUAUCGGCUUGCCGAAGCAGACGCCCAAUAUUCCAAAGUGGUCCAACAAAGACCCCAGCUACGUGCCUUCUAGAACAGCUUUCCUCGUCAAGCGAGGUCUUGCUGUCGUGGGCGCAUUUUUGGUCAUUGACUUCCUCGGCCAUCAACCUAAGCCUGAUCCUGAGGUCUUCUCAGCAGAGAAAGCUUUGCUGUUCCCACCUGCGCAUGCACUCGAUAGCGCGACCAUUGGCGCGCGCGUCUUCAGCACCGUGCUCUGGUGGACGAUUCUGCGCCUCAACAUUGGGUUGUUUUACAACCUCUUCAGCUGGUUUGGUGUAGCGACGUUCCUCACAUCGCCCGCCGACUGGCCGCCCUACUUUGGCAGCGUGUUCGAUUCGUACAACCUGCGGAGGUUCUGGUCGGUAUUUUGGCACACCGGUCUGCGGAACCCGCUCAGCAGCACCGCCAACUUCUUCGCCUACGAUGUGUUUCGCCUGCAGAAGGGGUCCUUAUUCGGCCGCUACACCAGUGCUUACUUGACGUUUGCGCUAUCCGGGUUGGUCCACACAUUGAUGGACAAUACGGCGGGUAUUCCGCUCGCGAAGAACACGGCGUGGAAACUGUUUGUGACGUCGGCGAUUGGUAUCACCGUAGAAGACUUCGUCGAAAGCGCCUACCGCAGAGUCGCAGGGCCUAGCAACGGCAAGUCCUCUGCUUUGUGGAAGAAAAUCAUUGGCUUUGUUUGGGUCCUGGGCUGGAUGUCGUGGACAACACCGUCGUGGAGUUACCAGAACAUGAGGCACGAUGGCGAGCCACUGUACCCGUUCAGUGCUUUCGAGAGCUUCCAGGCUCUCACUGCGAAAGCGAGUUAG
This is a messenger RNA of Didymosphaeria variabile, 1374 nucleotides long. RefSeq lists its product as uncharacterized. The coding region runs from base 1 to 1374 and encodes 457 amino acids. The record is from RefSeq and is a predicted model, not a curated record. The transcript has 2 exons. Gene Ontology annotation, biological process: lipid metabolic process. Lineage: Eukaryota; Fungi; Ascomycota; Dothideomycetes; Pleosporales; Didymosphaeriaceae.